AGUGAGCAAAUACAAGAUCACCACAUACACCGGGAACAAGAGGGGGGCAGGGACGGACGCCAAUGUUUUCGUCACACUGUUUGGUGAAGCAGGGGAUUCUGGGGAGAGGAGACUGGAUAACUCCAAAAACAACUUUGAAAGGGGAAGGUAAGUGUCAAAAAGUUCUUGUCACUUUCUUGGACAGCAGAAUAAGUUGUGGUUGGGGUGAUGAUAUGUAAUCCAAUGGAUGACACCUUUAUGAUCGAGUGUCCUAACCUGGGUCUGAUGAGAAAGAUCAGGAUAGGACAUGAUAACAAAGGUUCCAGCGCAGGAUGGUUCUUAGACAAAGUUAUAGUGGAUGAUGUACAGCUGAGUCGUGUGUAUGAGUUCCCCUGUAACCGCUGGUUUGCUAAAGACGAAGACGACGGACAGAUUCAGAGAGAUCUGCUAUUAACUGGACAGAGAGGAGGCUACCCUUACCAAGUAAGAGUAGAGACUGGGGAUGUGCGUAACGCUGGAACGAGUGCCCGUGUAUUCAUUGAAAUGAGGGGAGUUGAUGGAGAAGAGACGAGUGGGAAAAUCUACCUGGACGGGAAGUUCCAGCGAGGGAAGACUGACGCCCUUGACAUUGAGACUGGGUCCAUAUUGAGUCCACUGUCGAAGAUCGUCAUUGGCCAUGACAACUCUGGCAGUAGACCUGGGUGGUACUGUGAAAAGGUUUAAGUGCACUGCCCCUCUACUGGAUACGAGCAGACGUUCCUGUGUCAGAACUGGCUGGCUCUAGAUGAGGGGGACGGACUCAUUGAGAGGGAACUGAGGGAAACCAUCUCCAUGAGACAAACUAAGACUAAAAAGGUUGCGUGGAACAUGACAGUGUGGACGACAGACCAGCGAGGAGCAGGUACGGAUGCUAACGUGUACUUUGUGCUGUACGGAGACAAGGGGAAGUCUGACGACAUCUCCAUUGGCAACAAGACUGAUAACUUUGAGGCAGGACAGGAAGACAAUUUCAAGGUUGAAAUAGAAGAUGUUGGGAAGCCAUACAAGAUAAGGAUUGGCCAUGAUGACUCUGGAUCAUUUGCAGGAUGGCAUCUGGACAAGGUUGAGAUGGAAAGAGUGGACACAGGUGAGGUGUACCUGUACAAGUGUGGCCGCUGGCUGGACAAGGGGGAGGAUGACGGACAGAUUGUGAGGGAGAUGCCAGCUGAAGGGAAACUCAUCAAGAAGCCUCUGCCUGUUGUCCUGUACGACGUGGAAGUGCACACUGGGAAAAAGAGAAAUGCUGGGAAUGCAAAUGUUUUUGUCUGUCUGUUUGGUGAGCUGGGAGACACGGGAGAGAGACCCCUGCUCAAGUCUAGCAACAUGGACAAGUUUGAGAAAGGAAAGGUUGAUGAGUUCCAAGUGGAGGCUGUGACUUUGAAGAAGGUGACCAAGGUCAGGAUAGGGCAUGAUGGGACUGGGUCAGGAUUGGGGUGGUAUCUGGACAAGGUGGUCAUCAGAGAACAUGGUAAGAUCAAGGAGCUUAUAUAUAAGCUCCUUGGUAAGAUGAAGUCAGAGAUGAUCUUCGCCUGUGACCGCUGGUUGGACAAAGGGGAAGACGAUGGUUUGAUUGUCCGAGAUCUUCUUCCAGAGGGGACACCUCAGCUGCUUGCAACCACGUCCUACCACGUCUCAGUCAAGACUGGCGAAGAGCGGAAUGCAGGAACAGAUGCUGAUGUCUUCCUCAAGAUCUUUGGUGCAAAGGGCGACACAGGUCUACUCAAACUCUACCAGUCCGACAACACAAGCAACAAGUUUGAGAGAGACAGAACAGACUUGUUCAAACUAGAGGCAGCAGACAUUGGCCAGAUUGAAAGGAUCCGUAUUGGUCAUGACGACUCUGGCCCAGGGUCAGGAUGGUUUCUUGAUAAAGUUGACAUCGAUGUUCCAUCACGUGGUGAGCGCUACAUGUUCUCCUGCCACCGCUGGUUGGCGUCUGACGAGGGUGAUGAGAAGACGGAGGUUGAGCUGUACCCAACAGAGCUCAUAAAAGGGGUCGUCCCAAUCUCCAUAAUACGGGUGGAACCAGGGAUUCCAUAUGAAGUAGACAUCUACACAGGUGACAUCAGAGGGGCGGGGACAGACGCAAAUGUCUUCCUGCAGAUCUAUGGAACAAAGGGGAAGACAGAAGAGGUUCAGCUCAGGAAUAGGACAGACAACUUUGAACGGGAGGCAGUGGACAAGUUUAAGGCUCGCUCCCCGCACACAAAGCGCCGCUGUGGCUGUCCGCAUGAGGCCGGAGCAGAGAUGACCAUGGCCAAGGAUCGCGCCGAGAGCCUGGCCAGUCUGGAUAACCUGGACAUCAGCGCUAAAGUGCAGCACUGCGGGCUGCUGCUCAAGCGGCCUUUCGGCCACGCGAGCUCGCGAUGGCAGAAAAGGUUCUUCAUCGUUAAGGAAGGAUUCCUGCUGUACUAUGCAGAGGCAGAGAAGAAAAACUUUGAGAGAAGAAGACAGUUUAACAUCCACCCAAAGGGAGUGAUCCCCCUGGGGGACUGUACCAUUCUGCCUGCAGAGGAGGCGGGGCAGCCGUUCACCAUACAUAUCAACCAUGAGGACUUCAGUCAAACCGUUGCCUUGGCAACCGACAGUGAACCCGACAGGGACAAGUGGGUGGAGAUCCUGCAGAGCUCAGGCAGAGUGACCUGGAAGAAUGCCCAGCUGGGAGAAGCCAUGAUCCAGACACUGGAGCAGCAGGGCCUGCAGAUGGCUAAGGAGAAACAGGAGUACAUCAACCAGAUCCACACUCAGGUGCACGAACUAUGCAACGAGAGGGAAGAGAAGGAGGAGUUGGAGAGAAUAACCAAGGAGCUGGAGGAGGAGAAGAGGAAGGUGGAGAAGGUGGCGGAGCAGCUCCGGACGGAGCAGGAGAACGUCAGAACAGAGUUGGACCAGACUGUAGAAGCUCUGAAGACAAUAGAAGAUGAGAAACUGUCUCUCCACACAACAACGUCCGACCUGCAGCACAGACUACAGUUCCUUGCAGACGAGAAGGAGAAGAUCUUGGCAGAGGUUGAGGAGAAGGAGAGGCUGACCCAGAAGCUGGCGGAUGAGAACACUUCCUUAGCUCGGACAACCGACUCCUUCAAGGGCACGCUCAAGGACAUCGAGGACAAGAUGCGGAGUAUCGAACAGGAGAAGGAAGAAGCUGCGCAAAGGUUGUUGGAGAAGGAGGAGUUAGCUCGGCAGCUGGAGAGGGAGAAGGACUCCUACUCCGUUCAGGCACAGGAACUCCAGUCUUCUCUCGACGACUUGAGUGCGCAAAAAGAGAUGACAGAGUCAGAACUUAGAGAAGCGGCUGCGGCAGGCGGAGGACGCGCUGGAGCGGCUGGACCUGGCGCUGAGGGACCUCAUCAGCGAGCAGAAGGCUGCAAACGGCAACCGCAGCAGUCAGAUGGUCGCCGACGUCGGCAGUCUCAAGAAGUUUUUUGAGGAGUGCGCCCAGGAGGCAAGGGUGGAUGCAGACAAGCCCGUCAUCAUGAAGAACGCUCUCCACGCACGCAAGAACUACGUCCGCAAGGCCGCCACCAUCCGCUUCAAGAGGACCAAGUCUACCAGCAGCGCCAGUGCCUCCUCCUCCAGACACAAGGGUCCGUUCAGCCCCUGCUCGGCAAGCCGGGCAGCUCGUAUGGUGACCUCUGACCCCCAGCUGAGGCACAGCAUGAUCGGAACCCUGGCGGAGGUGGAGAGGGACCUGCAGGUCAUGUACAAGGACCAAGUGUAACAGCGCCUUCUAGCAACCGUGUUGGGUACUGCAAGUACAGUAGAACAGCAUGGAAUAUUUCCUUCAUAUUGUCAGUUUCUGUACAGAACAAAAUAUGUGUAGUUGUCAUCCUCAACAAGUAGUUAUGACUGAUCUAGUUACAAAUAGUUGAAUAGUGAUUAUGUAAAUGAGGUAUUUAAUUGGAUUAAGAGUAAUGCAAAACAAUUACAUUUAUAAUCAAGAAAGUUAUUUCGCAAGAGAUUUUAUGUUUGAAAGGCAAAAGCCACAAAAGACAUAUCCUUAUGUGGAUCUGGAAAAAAAUUAUUCAGGAAGGUACUAGGGUGUUUUAGAUUCAAUGUCAUAUCUUUAUGUAUUCUAUCACUUUUUAUGUAUGUACACUUGAUGUUUUAUUUCUUUUAUGGGGAAGUGCAAAAUGAUAAGCUAGGAAAGCUUGCAGGUUUGUGUAGUAGAAAUCUGCUUUCUGAUGGAAAAAAAGGUGCAAAUUUUACAUUCAUGUGUUGUAGCUUUGUAGGUAUGCCCACGUGAUAUCUUUGUAGGAAAUGCAUUUAGUUUUGUAUAGCAGGGUGGGGAAAUUACCCUAGCAGGCAAGGCUGGUACUGCAGGCUGUAAGGCUUGAACCUUUGUGAAUUUAUGACAGCAACAAUUUUGACUAGGCUUUCUUGUGCCUUGGCAGGCAUUACAAACGCUGGGAAUCAUACCAAAACUCGUAGGUCUCCAAAGUUAACUUUGAUCACAGCAAAGAAACUU
Molecule: messenger RNA, 4486 nt
Organism: Branchiostoma floridae (Florida lancelet)
Lineage: Eukaryota; Metazoa; Chordata; Leptocardii; Amphioxiformes; Branchiostomatidae
Product: lipoxygenase homology domain-containing protein 1-like
Molecular function (GO): protein binding
Source: RefSeq, a predicted model, not a curated record